Manduca sexta (tobacco hornworm) is the source of this 3434-nucleotide messenger RNA. RefSeq lists its product as uncharacterized. Bases 1 to 1119 code for a protein of 372 amino acids. The transcript is spliced from 4 exons. The record is from RefSeq and is a predicted model, not a curated record. Lineage: Eukaryota; Metazoa; Arthropoda; Insecta; Lepidoptera; Sphingidae.
AUGCCGGACGCAGAAACUAUCCUCCGUGACCUCCUCCACAAAGCGUUCGGCGGCGCGGACGUCCACGUGAAAGCGAUCACCAGCGGCGGCGCCAACUACACCUCCGCGCUCUACACCGUCACCGUGCCGCAGAAUGGACAGUCACUCAAACUAUUCGGUAAAGUCGCCAUCAUCGGCGAAAAGAUGAGAGCGGUCAUGAACGCCGAAAACCUCUACAGCACAGAGCAAUACAUUUACACCAAAAUACAGAAAGUUUGUUUUCCGAAAUUUUACGGAUGCACGGCUGAAUUAGGCUCCGAGACGAUACUGCUGGAAGAUCUGACCAUACGAGGGUUUGGAGCUUACGACAGACUACAAUCUGUGGAUUGGGAGCAUGCCGCGAGCUCUGUGACGGCGAUGGCGCGUUUCCAUGCGUUGUCGUUCGCGUACAAGAAUGAAUAUCCAGAAGAUUAUGAGGAAGCUACUAAAAGAUUAAUGCACAAAUAUGAUGCUCCGGAAGACGAGAGCUCCUUGAAAGUGUGGGAGAAGAUAAUUGGCGGAGCCUUGAGUGUAGUGGACGACGAGGAACUACUACGCGACAAGCUGGCGCGACUUCUCACCACGGAGAAUGCUUCCGAAGAAUUCGCUAAGUACAAAAUGCCUCUAAGUGUUGUGGUGUUGACGCACGGUGACUACAGGCCCAGUAACUUGCUGUUCAGGAGAGUGGGCGGCAACGUGGAGACCAUAGCGGUAGACUACCAGACCGUGCACGCCGGCUGCCCCAUAACAGACCUGCUGUACUUCAUAUUCUGCGGCACCGACGAGCAGUUCCGCGCGCAGCACUACGAGCAACUUCUGGACCACUACUACACGGAGUUAACCCUGGCUCUGCGGAGGCUGGAUAUCGAUGUCAAUGAUGUGUACCCUCGGGAGACGUUCGACAGUGAGAUUAAAGAGAUGCUGCCCAACACGUUGCGCGUCUGCGUAGUUAUCCUUCCCAUAGUGAUGGUGGACGAGGCUGCCGCGCCCCAGGUAGCAGGAGACGCCGACAUCGGCUCCUUCGCUCUCAAGCCCAACGAACUCUUUGCCCAGAGGUUCAACGGGAUCUUGAAGGACUUCGUGAAGUGGGGGGUUAUAUAAGGGCUUAGAUAAUUAUUAUAGUUUCAAAUGUUGGUGAUAAGAUUCUUGUAUUCUGGAUGACGUCUACCAUACACAUGGUGCAAGCAGUAGUGGUCCACGUAAAUUUGUCGCGUUUCGAGAUCAUUAUUCUGGUUCCAAACAGGACGGCAUUAUUGAGUUGACUAUAUAAUAUCAGCCCUGUAUUAUAUACUUGCCCACUGCUGAGCACGGGCCUCCUCUUCUACUGAGAGGGUUUAGGCCUUAGUCCACCACGCUGGCCUAGUGCGGAUUGGUAGACUUCACACACCUUCGAAAUUCCUAUAGAGAACUUCUCAGAUGUGCAGGUUUCCUCACGAUGUUUUCCUUCACCGUUAAAGCGAACGAUAAAUUCAAAAUUGAGUCGACUGGUGAGCGAUAAACAUUUGGCAUCUUAACAGUCUAUUAGAACCCUACGUCAUUUACCAUCAGCUGCUGUAGGGUCACUGUCGUAUCCAUAUAAAGUGAACAGAAAAAUAAAUGAAGAGAAUAUCAUAUUAAUACCCAUAAACCUGGCGAUUACUUAUUUACCGUAAAUGAUAUGACAAAUUGUGUGUAGCUAAACAGCACAGAUGCUAAUGCAUUCCUACUUAUAAUAUAAAACCUAAAGUUACUCUGUCUGUCUGUUACGCUUUCAAGGUUGUACUAUUGAACUGAUAUCAAUGAAACUUGGUAUUUAGAUGGUUUGAGACCCUGGCCAGGACAUAGGCUAGUUUUUAUCCCGGGAAUACUUCUGACGUAGGCAAAUACGCAAGCAAAAGCUAUAAUAGCCUGUAAGACUAGUAAUGACAUUCUUCUAAACAUAUAACGGCAGUUUAAUACUAGGAAAAUGUUAUCGAUCCAGUCGACAUAAUGUUAAACGCAAACUCUCUUCUCAGCAGUUAGUUCCGACGAGCUGAUUUUCGCAUUGUUUUUAUCAAGUAAGAUGUCUAUAAGACGUGAAAAUAAAUCAGUUUGAUGUCAACACUUUCCUUUAUUAUGUUAGUUUACAAUAGAUCUUUAGACCGGUUAGACCAGGGACGGCAAACUUUUUGGUCAACGCAACAUUAUUUAUAAUUUUUUUUUUUCUGUAAUGUGCUAACAUGGGGCGGUCUUACGGCCUGUCGUUGCAAAUGCAACUAUCAUUUACACAAGUCGAUAACAUAUGGCUAGAGCAGCAGUACUAUUCAGAAUAUCGUAGAAGAGUGUCCCAUCAGGAACUUCAAUUGGGUUUACAGGGCCUACACCAGAGGCGGUAGCUAACAUGCCUUUCUAUAAUCGUUAACGCUAACAUUAUGUAUGGGAAAGACAUAACGUAACGAUAGACUUUUACAUCAGAACCAUGCUUCGGCUUCCGAUGAUACCCGAAGACGCAUGGCUGUCAAAGUUUGACAUCUCAUUAUAAUAAUUAACCAUAAUAUUAUGCCAUACGAUAAUAUAUAAGGCCAGCUUUAGAUAUACGAACGUCUUAUGGCGUUCUCCUUUUAGAUCCCCACUAUAUUUUAUUUGACAUCCCUCAAUUAUUAUGUGUGUGCCCGAAUAAUUAUCGCGUGCCGCCACCAGCGCACCGGCCAUUAGUUCGCCAUCCCUUGUUCAAACCAUUGCAACAUUACCUCGAGUUCAAUGCUCUAAUACACUUUGACCAUUUUUAUCACCGAAUCCUUAUCACAUACGUCAAACAUUGCCUCAUUAGGUAAAUAGGCGACGCGUUAUCGAAUGUCAAUAGGUUUGUUUGAUGAGAAACUUAGGUUCUACUAGACACGAGGGUGAAGACCUCUUCUUUUAGGAACUUUCUGAAUAGAGAUCCAGUAGUAGUAAGACAAAAUGUCUUCAGCAGCAUUUUUGUUAUUAAUUUUUUUUAUCUAACUUCAGUGUUGUCACAUUACCGUCCGCGUGGAAAAAAGUAGUAAAUUUCUUAUAAGAAUAUUUAAAUUAAUAUUGAUAUUAUUAAAUCCGAUAUUAAUUAUCGAUUUGGGGCCAAUAAUGUUAAAAAUAGCACGCUCAAACUAUCAAGCGCCAAAUGUCGAAGGUUACAAUAUUUUAUUUCAAUAUAACGUACAAAUGUAAACAUGUAAUUUACUCACAUUAGGAACGGGUACAUAAUAUACUUAGUACAGUCAGCCAUAAAAGCAGCUAAACAAUUUAAAACUCUACAUACUAACUUCAAUAGCAUAUUUUUUUCUUUAUCCAACAUAAAGUAGGCCUGUGUAGUAAUAAUUAUUAUUGAUAAGGUUUUUAAAUAAAGGCGAUGUUAAUUUGAAUGUGUUCAACUGCUUUUGUGGUUGACAGUACAUCAAAACGACCUCAAUACAUUUUAGUAA